AUGUCGUUGAGCCCAAAGCAUACUACACCUUUUUCAGUGACCGAUAUUCUGAGUCCCAUUGAAGAGACCUACAAGAAGUUUGGUGGCAUGGACAACACUGGUAACCUGAGCACUUCUCUAGGAGCCUAUAGACAGACUCACGUCUCCCAGACAGGAAUGCAACAGCACUCCAUGGGCCAUAAUGCCACCGUGACCACCACCUAUCACAUGCCACACAGUGUUUCCCAGUUUUCACAUGGUGCUAUGGGUGGCUACUGCAAUGGAAGCAUUAGCAAUAUGGGAGAUAUCUCAACGUAUCAAGAUACCAUGAGGAAUAGUGCAGCAGCUACUGGCUGGUAUGGAGCUAACCCAGACCCCAGAUAUUCAACAAUUUCUAGAUUUAUGGGACCAUCUACUGGUAUGAACAUGGCUGGAAUGGGCACCUUACAAGGUAUAGCAGAAGCUGCCAAGUCAAUGGCUCCUCUUCAUGCAGCUCCUAGAAGGAAAAGAAGAGUCCUUUUCUCUCAGGCUCAAGUGUAUGAGCUGGAAAGGAGGUUCAAGCAGCAGAAGUAUCUCUCAGCACCUGAAAGAGAGCACCUGGCAAGCAUGAUCCACCUAACCCCUACUCAAGUAAAGAUCUGGUUCCAGAAUCACAGGUACAAGAUGAAAAGACAAGCAAAAGACAAGGUCACACAACAACUUCAGCAAGAAAGCAACCUGUGCCAACAACAAUCACCUCGCCGAGUAGCAGUGCCUGUUCUUGUAAAAGAUGGUAAGCCAUGUCAAAACGGCUCCAACAGCUCAACAACUGGACAAGUAACACAGCAACAGCAAAACAGCUCCAAUGGUGUAUUGUCUUCUUCUAACAAUUCUGUACACCAGCACCAGAAUCAACAGGUUAACUCUUUAAACCAAGCUCCAGAUUUAGAAGAAAUGUCCCCUAGCCCACAAUCUCUCCAUAAUCAAGUGGCCAAUAUAGCACAGAUGGACACCUCAAGUGUAGAUUACAGCAAUGGUAUGGUCAAUCCUGGCAUGCUCUAUGGAAGAACAUGGUGA
Messenger RNA from Bufo bufo (common toad), 1035 nucleotides. It is a transcript of the gene NKX2-4, whose product is annotated as NK2 homeobox 4. NCBI's taxonomy places the organism in Eukaryota, Metazoa, Chordata, Amphibia, Anura, Bufonidae. The coding region runs from base 1 to 1035 and encodes 344 amino acids. Gene Ontology annotation, biological process: regulation of transcription by RNA polymerase II; cell differentiation. Gene Ontology annotation, cellular component: nucleus. The transcript has 2 exons. The record is from RefSeq and is a predicted model, not a curated record. Gene Ontology annotation, molecular function: DNA-binding transcription factor activity, RNA polymerase II-specific; RNA polymerase II cis-regulatory region sequence-specific DNA binding.